GAUCAUGAACAUGAUCAUGGAGGAUUGGAUAAAAUUGAAAAAUGCUGAAGAGAGAAGUAUAAUGAUCCAGAGAGCCCGGUGUGCACGUAUAAUUAUUACAUUCGCAUACUGCAUGAUGGGAAUAGGAUGCUUUUUUCUUAUCGUUCUACCUAGUUUUGGAAUAUCAAUGAGAGACACCACCAACGUUACUGACCCAGGCAAACCAAUGCCCCUACAAACUCAUUACAUUUACGAUGUAACAAAAAGUCCACUGUACGAACUGACAUUUAUUAGUCAAUCUGUUUAUAUCAUUAUUGCCAUGAUGUCCUAUAGUGGAAUCGAUAAUUUUCUCGGGUUGUUGGUUUUCCAUAUAUGUGGUCAAUUAGAUAUUCUGAAGAACCGUUUAACAAGUUUGGAUAAAUGUAAAAAUGCUCACAAAAUACUAAACAGUUGUAUAACAAGACACAUACGCUUACUUAGAGUCAUUGACAUUAUUGAAGAUACAUAUAAUGUAAUACUUCUCUUUUUAUUCGUAUAUUUUGCGAUUCUUUUCGCUUUUUAUGGUUUUCGAAUAAUUGCUCUAUUCGACGAAGGAAAUGAUUUAUCAUUCACACAUUUGGUUUUCUUUAUAUCUACAUUUUUAAAUUUAUUUGCACAUAUGUGUCUAUAUUGUGCUCUUGGCGAGUUUUUAAUAGCCCAAUGUAAUGAAAUAUAUUAUGCAGCCUACAGUAAUGAAUGGUACUCCGUGGAUCCAAAAAUUACACAAGAUUUAUUGUUUUUGCUAAUAAGAGGUGCUAAACCGAUCUAUCUCACCGCUGGAAAAAUGUUCCCCAUGACAAUGACGACAUUUUGCAGUUUAAUAAAAACAUCAGUCGGAUAUAUAUCUGUUUUGCAUACAACGAGAAAUUAUUAG
Messenger RNA from Trachymyrmex cornetzi, 892 nucleotides. Its product is annotated as odorant receptor 43a-like. Gene Ontology annotation, cellular component: plasma membrane. The record is from RefSeq and is a predicted model, not a curated record. Gene Ontology annotation, molecular function: odorant binding; olfactory receptor activity. The coding region runs from base 5 to 892 and encodes 295 amino acids. The transcript is spliced from 5 exons. Gene Ontology annotation, biological process: detection of chemical stimulus involved in sensory perception of smell; sensory perception of smell. Lineage: Eukaryota; Metazoa; Arthropoda; Insecta; Hymenoptera; Formicidae.